GCCGAUUGCCGAUCCCUCGAGGCGCGGCCAAGAGGACUUCGCGCGUGACCCUGGAUCAACCGUGAGCUGUAACCGCCGGUUCAGGGCCACCGGGAGGUUUUUGCCGUGAAGUUCUCCACUCGGGGGGGCGUUUGCAUGGAGAGUCCUGAGCCCGAUGAGCUGACCGGAUCUUCUCGCACACAAUCAAGCUUCGGCCGCCAAGGGCGCCGAGUACGCCGAGGCUGCCGAGACCGCGAGCACUCCCUCCGUGGUAGCAAUCCGGUAGCUGAAUCCGGGGUAGGACAGCCCCUGAGAAAUGCUUUGCUUUUCUCUCCAGCGAUGAUCCCUUUCUGUUUGGGAAACAUUCGGCAGGGUCACGAUCGCGAAACACACGUACUUGGCAGCGGUUGAGAAGCCGUCCCUCCGCGUUGGCACUUUAGCUGCAGAACAUCUCAUCAAAACGAGCACUUGGCUUUGAGAUGCGAGUGUGCGGCCGCACCGAUUCAGCCUUCGGAUGGGCUCCGAGAUGGUUGGAGCUUGAGGCAAAUGGCCAUGGAUGAGACCUAUAUAAACACUGCUGCUGCCAUGAAACAGCUCUCAAUGUUUCGACAGCCAGCCACGGACAACUAGCCAGCAUCAGAGCAACUGAUAAACUUCCUUUCAUCAUGACUUCCAAAACCAUCAUCCUCGGCCUCUUCUUGGCCGGAGUCGAAGCCCAGCAGGCUGGCACCCUCCAGCCUGAGACCCACCCUCGAAUCACCUGGCAGAACUGCGCCUCCGGGUCGUGCACAAACACCAAUGCGGAAGUCGUGAUCGAUUCCAACUGGCGAUGGACUCACACUGUUGGGGGAAGCGAAGGCUGCUACGAGGGCAAUUCGUGGACCGGCGCUUGCACGACUGCUGAGAACUGCGCCACGGGAUGUGCCCUCGAGGGCGCUGACUACCAGUCGACCUAUGGUGCUUCCACCAGCGGCGACGCACUCACACUCAAGUUUGUUACUCAACACGCGUUCGGCAAGAACGUCGGCUCUCGGUUCUACCUCAUGAACGGCGAGAACCAGUACCAGAUGUUCAACCUGCUCGGCAACGAGUUCGCCUUCGAUGUCGACCUGUCUACCGUCGAGUGUGGUCUUAACUCGGCGUUGUACUUCGUCGCCAUGGAGGAGGAUGGUGGCAUGGCUUCUCAGCGUGACAACAAUGCUGGUGCCAAGUAUGGUACCGGAUACUGUGACUCUCAGUGCGCCCGUGAUCUCAAAUUCGUCGGUGGAAAGGCAAACAUCGACGGUUGGCAGUCAUCCACUUCGGACCCCAACUCCGGCGUGGGUCCCUAUGGAGCCUGUUGCGCAGAGAUCGAUGUCUGGGAGUCCAACUCGCACGCAUUCGCCCUGACCCCUCACCCAUGUGAGAACAACGAGUACCACGUCUGUGAGAAGGACACCUGUGGAGGAACCUACUCCGAGGACCGCUUUGCUGGCGGCUGCGAUGCCAACGGCUGCGACUACAACCCAUACCGCAUGGGCAACACUGACUUCUACGGCGCCGGCAAGGUGGUCGACACCACCAAGAAGUUCACUGUUGUCACUCGCUUCGAGGAGAACAAGAUGAGCCAGUACUUCAUCCAGGACGACAAGGUUAUUGAGAUCCCAGCACCCACGUACGAUGGCAUCUCUGAGACUGCCGACAUCACCCCCGAGUACUGCUCCAACAUGCACACCGUCUUCGACGAGUUCAACCGCUUCGAGGAGGUCGGAGGCUGGCCCCAGCUCAACAAGGGGCUCGGCCUUCCCAUGGUUCUGGUCAUGUCCAUCUGGAACGACCACUACGCCAACAUGCUCUGGCUCGACUCGACCUACCCACCCGAGAAGGCUGGCCAGCCCGGCACAGCACGCGGAGACUGCCCCACGAACUCCGGAAUCCCAGCCGAGACCGAGGCCAAGUUCCCCAAUGCCCAGGUUGUUUGGUCCAACAUCCGCUUCGGACCCAUCGGGUCCACCUACGACGGCCCAGCUGCUUGAAAAGCUCUUUGACAUUGAACAAAAGACUGGCUUUCAAUUCUAUGUACAUUCUGCACAGGAGUCGCCAUGGCUGGGGCACGCUAGGAUACAACUCUCUGGUGGCUUUUCUUAUAUAUCAGCUGUCAUCUUGGGCUAUCUAGGCGGGUCGUUACAUGUAUGGAAGACUAGAUUGCGCCUCAGCUCGCAACGCGACUUGCCCUCAAACAUUAAAUAGUCCUAGACAGACAAUCUUCGAUCGUUC
This is a messenger RNA of Diaporthe batatas, 2235 nucleotides long. RefSeq lists its product as uncharacterized. The transcript is spliced from 6 exons. The coding region runs from base 645 to 1994 and encodes 449 amino acids. Gene Ontology annotation, biological process: carbohydrate metabolic process. NCBI's taxonomy places the organism in Eukaryota, Fungi, Ascomycota, Sordariomycetes, Diaporthales, Diaporthaceae. The record is from RefSeq and is a predicted model, not a curated record. Gene Ontology annotation, molecular function: hydrolase activity, hydrolyzing O-glycosyl compounds.